Molecule: messenger RNA, 817 nt
Organism: Lottia gigantea (owl limpet)
Lineage: Eukaryota; Metazoa; Mollusca; Gastropoda; Lottiidae
Exons: 7
Coding region: 24-800 (258 amino acids)
Biological process (GO): cytoplasmic translation
Cellular component (GO): cytosolic large ribosomal subunit; ribosome
Molecular function (GO): structural constituent of ribosome; RNA binding
Source: RefSeq, a predicted model, not a curated record
ACCAAAUCACUUCACUGAGCAAAAUGCCUCGAGUUAUUCGUGGCCAGAGAAAAGGUCGCGGAAGUGUAUUUAAAGCAUCUAUCCGUCUCAGGAAGGGAAAACCAAGGCAUAGACCUGUUGACUAUGCAGAACGAAAUGGCUACAUUAAAGGAGUUAUAAAGGAAAUUCUUCAUGAUUCUGGUCGUGGAGCUCCUCUAGCCAGAGUAGUAUUCCGUAAUCCCAGAAAGUUUUGUCUACAAAGUGAAUUAUUUAUAGCAGCUGAAGGAAUGUACACUGGACAAUAUGUUUAUUGUGGUAGAAAAGCAAAUUUGCAGAUCGGAAAUGUUCUUCCAGUUGGCUGCAUGCCUGAAGGUACAAUUGUCUGUUCUGUUGAACAAAAACCAGGAGAUCGAGGAAAGUUAGCUAAAGCAUCAGGAAACUAUGCUACUGUAGUUUCACAUAAUCCUGAUACUAACAAGUCUCGAGUAAAAUUACCAUCUGGAUCUAAGAAAACUGUUAAUUCUAACAGUAGAGCUAUGGUUGGAAUUGUUGCUGGAGGUGGUCGUAUAGAUAAACCAAUGUUGAAAGCUGGUCGUGCUUACCAUAAAUAUAAAGCUAAAAGAAAUAGUUGGCCAAGAACUAGAGGUGUUGCUAUGAACCCUGUUGAGCAUCCUCAUGGUGGUGGUAACCAUCAACAUAUUGGUAAACCAUCAACAGUUAGACGUGAAAUUCCAGCUGGUAGAAAGGUUGGUUUGAUUGCUGCUAGAAGAACAGGUAGAUUACGAGGUUCCAGAAAGGUACAUAAGGAAGACAAGGAAUAAAUCAUUAUCAAAUAUAC